Molecule: messenger RNA, 3428 nt
Organism: Thecamonas trahens ATCC 50062
Lineage: Eukaryota; Apusomonadida; Apusomonadidae
Exons: 2
Coding region: 70-3240 (1056 amino acids)
Source: RefSeq, a predicted model, not a curated record
GAAGCAGUAGAGACAGCUGUGUGUGAUGGGUGGCGUGAGCAACUGCCUGCUGUGGAAUGGCUCAAGACCAUGCAGGCCACCAUCAAUACCAGGGGUCGGCCACCGCGGGCAUGGUCGACAGACGUGUGUGACGUCCUCCUCAAGUACAUCUGCUCGGGAAGCCAGCCAAGGGCAAGGGUGGUCGAGUACCUAGAGCAUGCCCUUGUGGUGGACGUGGUGGCUCCGGUUACAUACCUUGCCGCUGUGAGUGCGUUGGAUGUCGAAGAGCUCGUCGCCCAUCCGGCAAGGCUGGCUGCUUUGGUCAGGUUGCUCUCCACCGCGCUCUCUUCGCUGGCGGUCGAUGUCGACUCGCUCGGGCUGGGGGAUGGCAACGAUGAGAGUGCAGAGCGCGAUGGCGUGGUCGAGAUGAAGACCACCGUCGUGUCGGCCGUCGACGAGGAGGCUGCUGCUUUGAUCUCGGGCCUCUCGUUUGCCUUCCACGCCCUCGGUGCCUGUCUCGAUGCUGUGCUGCGGAACGGCUCCACCAGCCAGCUGGGCCUCAUGGCCGCGGCUGAGAACGCGCAGUCACUGGUGGCGCUGGUUGGUGAGGUCCUCGACGACCAACUCUGCUUCAUUACCCUUGUUGUUGCGGUCCACGAUGUGCCUGACGACUGGCGCGCGCUGGUGAGUGCAGCGCAAGCGGUGCGGCUCUCGCUCGAUGCCGCCGAGGCCAACGGCGUCUCGGCGCCGGGCGACAUCCGCAUGGCACUGGCGACGGUUGUGGCUCGGAUGGAGAGCGCAGAGCAUCCGCGGCGCCAGGCAGUCAAGGCCGCGCACGGCUCGUUUCUUAUCGGGCCAGCAGCACUGACGACUGCCCCGUUUGAUGUCUCUGACGCUGUCCAGUACCGAAUGGAGGCGAUGGGGCACGCGCUGGUGGUUGUUUCGGACGCCGACAUGGUGCGCUCGUUCAUGGUCCUUGCCGAACUCUCGCAGCUCCCGCUCGGCGAGGUUGUUGCACAAGUUGUUUCCGGGGCGUACAUGAGCUAUCAAGACGUGGAUGUUGUCGACGACGUCAUCGCCUUUGCCUCCCUUCCGCGGCUGCUCGCGCUGUGGCAGGCAUCUGCUGACGACCCUGCGGCCUUUGCCGACGCCCUCUGCUCCGCCAUCCUGCAUCUGUGGCAGGCAUCGGAGAAGACGCCGGCCAACGUGGUCUGCUUGCCCAAGUUUGCGCAAGGUCUGCUGGCAAGCCUCCCGCACCACCUCCAGCUCUCGAUGGCGCAGGCUGAGGAGUACACCCAUGCCGGGCUCCAGAUCGAGUCCGAGGCGGACAAGCUCGGAUCGGUCUCGCGCAAGCUAUCCAAGGCAGCGAUGCCGCUGCCAAACACGCCUGUAGGCAUUCUCGACGGCGACGACGACUUUCUCAAUGACUUGUUUGCUCCCUCCGAGUCCGAGUCUGGCGCGGCUACGCCGUCACUGGCUGCCGGCGGCGUCCGCGCCAAGCCGGCGGCGCCGUUUGUGUCUGAGGCGAGUCGAACCGUGGCCUAUGCUAUCGCUUCGGGCACAGCGCUUGCGCCUCUGGCCGUAAUCAACGACCCAAGCGUCGUCGCCACCAGCAGCCAGGUCGGGCCCCUCUUUGCCCACAUCAGAAAUCCGCAAACUCCGCUGGAUGAAGCUGUCAAGCUCCUCACUCAGCUGUUCUCGGACAAGGUUCGGAUCGAGGUCGCCGCCGCUGUUGCCGAGCAUGUGGUGGAGAUGGUGAGUGCCAUGGCCGACAGCGUGGACACGCUUGGGCGCUCGGACAUGGCGCUUCUCUACUCGCUCCUCGGCGCCACUGACGCGGUCGCCAUCCGGCUCGCACAGAUCGGAUUGGGCUUGCAGUACGGCGCUGCUCUGGCGCGGUUGGCGCUGGCACUGAUUGCGCUGUCGGGCAGUGUCGGCCACGGCUUGGCCGCGCCCGCUGUUCUCCUCUUUGUCUCGUUCUACGACAAGCUUGAGCUGGCCAGCUACCUCUCGUUUGAUGUCUUUGUGCAAAGCACGGCGGCUGAGAUCGGCGAGGCCUCCGCCAUCUCUGCGGACCUGCGCGCGUUGGUUGAGGCUCACCAGACUGUGUCUGCCGCCGCCGAGUCGGAGGCGGCCAAGACGGCAACACAGCAGAUGAAGGUCGCGCUUUUUUCGACUUCGAACGCCCAGCGCGUGACAGGCGCGCUCCAGACGCUUCUCGAGGCCAUGAGCCCUUGGGCAGCGGGCGUGGCGACGAUGGCAAUCGUGCAGAACAUCGCCGAGCGGCUGCAUGGCGCCGACGUGGCGACGGCAGCGUCGCAGCUGGCAACCAUCAUCGAUGUGCUUGUGGCUUUGGGCAAGCUCUCGCCGUACGCCAUGAUUGCGCCGCUGUGGUGGCUAGCGACGCUGCCCGAUGUGGCGUUGCAGGACGCGGUCGGAAAGUCGGCAGCGAGCCUGUUCGAGUCGCUGCCGAACCUGCCCGGCUUGCGCCCGGUAGUCGCCAGACGAAUGGUCGCUACGUUCCGCCAGCCGUGUUCCGAGUCGUCGCCGCUGGUGGCCAUUGUGGCUGCGGCCGGCGGGCGGACAGUCGGCGGGCGCGAGGGUGAGGCCGACGGGGCAGUUGUUGGCGUGGCCGCGAGCCUCCGCCUCGCCAAGUGGCUCCGCGACCACGAUAUGCGCGCAGUGCGGAUGGUGCGGCAGCUGGCACUGGUGACAAGCACCCGCCACGCGGUCGACGCAGUCAUCGACGCAGCUGUCGGCCCCAACUCGCCCGCACUGCGGCUCGGCGCCAGCUCCCAGCGGCCUGACUUUGCCGCCUACGUCCUGCACAUUGCGCUCGGCGUGCGCGGGCUCGGCCCGCUACUCACCGGCACGAUCCCGGCUCUCGUCCCGAAGCUCACCAGCCGACGACAGGCCAUCCAGCUCGCGCAUGUCGUGGUCCGAGUCCUCGCGCUUGCCGGUGACGACGCGGUCCCGCGCCGGAUCAUUCGCCAGUUCUUUGCCUUUGUCACCGAGUUUCUAGAGGCCAUGGCGCUCGCGAUGCGCCCUGCCAUCGCCUUUCCACUCGGCGUUCUUGCGCUCAUCUACCAGCACCGCUCGCUCGCGCGGGUCCUUCAGGCUGCACCAGCAACACGGCUGGCGUGCGCUCUGCGAUGCCUCCGUCACGAUGCCAUGGCGGUUCCGCUCUUCCGCCUCGACACCACGUCGGGCCGCGAGCGGCUUGUCCACCUCUUUGCCACCAUCAGCGACGCACCGUUCUAGCACAGCGACUCGGGGUCUCACCACGGGUAGUCGGCAGCGCGGUGCGGUGUGUAGCUGCCAAGCACACCGCCGACCAGCGGGUCAACAGCGAUGCGAGGCGGCGCCGGUGGAUGGCGGAGGUCGGCGCUGAGGUCGAGCGCCAGCGGCGCCGGUAGUUCCGGCUUGACACUAAAGUACCCAGCCGCACG